Molecule: messenger RNA, 3240 nt
Organism: Botrytis fragariae
Lineage: Eukaryota; Fungi; Ascomycota; Leotiomycetes; Helotiales; Sclerotiniaceae
Product: putative wd repeat-containing protein
Exons: 3
Coding region: 1-3240 (1079 amino acids)
Biological process (GO): proteolysis; glutathione catabolic process
Molecular function (GO): protein binding; peptidase activity
Source: RefSeq, a predicted model, not a curated record
AUGGGUUCCCUCAUUGCAACCUCCCUUUUCACGAUUGACGGGAAGAAGGACAGAAACGUGAACUCAACAUCAAAUCUAAUAUAUGAAAAAGAUACACAUGUACCGUCGGGACAGAAGCAAAGUAUUGAAGGUGUACCGACAAAUAAAAAUACGUACGAGUACAAGGAUACAGAUCAAUACUAUCGAUACCUUGAUCUCAAUAUUGACACUGAUAUUGAUUUGGAUUUGGAGAGGUGGAAUUGUUGUGCGAGGAUGAAUUCAAUUAUGGAUAAUCCCCAGGAGAUUAGGCGUGUUAGUGAGAGUGAUAUUGAUAUUCAACAACGUGAAGCCAUUGAAGCUUGGGAAAGGGAAGAAGACAGUGAUGUUGAAAGUCAUGGUAGCACUGAAGACGAAAAUUAUCAAAUUGACUCAUUGUCCCACGAUCCUAGCCAACGAACCAGUUCUGAAGAUGACCUCGAUCCCUCAUCGCCCCAACUUCUUCACCACCUCGAAAACGAUUCCUCGAUCCUCACUCUUGCUGUAGGUUCAAAAUAUAUUUAUGCCGGCACUCAAGAUGGAGAAAUAGUUGUUUGGUCUCUCACAUCCUACGAGCUUGUUUCGCGCAUCCAAGCACACACCCGCAGUGUACUCUCCCUAUUCCUAUCUGCAGAUGGCAAACUUUUGUUCUCAUCCGCUGGUGAUGCCAUUGUCAAUGCAUGGUGUCCUACUACUUUAGUCCGCAAGUACCAUAUUUACAGUACCUACGAUGUCGGCGACGUAUUUUCUGUAGCCUAUUCCCCGCAAUUCGAAACGGUGUAUUUGGGCGCUCAAAACACGAGUAUACAAUGGGUUAGUCUGAGGGAUUCCGCGACGAGACCUACACCAAAUCCAGAACGUCACCCAGAUAGGAGGAACCAUCGAUUUUUCGAUAGUGUGCAACAUGGAGGGACAAGCACACCAAGACCGAGGCCGGCUGGAAGAGCCGCUGCGGACCAGGGAGAUAUGUUGGAGAUUGACAAGGCCCAUAUGAAACAAUACGCUCACUUUGGAUAUGUCUAUUGCAUGCUCAUGGUUCGAGGAGUCUCCAGGCAGGUUGAUACGGAUGAGGAUAUGCUAAUUUCAGGCGGAGGGGACGGUACAAUUAAGUUGUGGAGAUUGAGCAAGGAUGAAGACGAGGGGAUCGAGGAGAUUGAAAAACUAGGUGAAGACGAUGCGGAAAGCGUUUUGAGUUUGGCGGUGGACGGAAGUUUUCUCUAUAGUAGCAAAUUGGAGGGAGUGAUUGAGUUGUGGGAUUUGGAUACGAGACAGAAGUUGAGAGUUAUCAGAGCAAAUAGAGGGGAUGUUAUGACUCUGCAGAUGGGGUGGGGAUAUCUCUGGAGUGGUGGAAGUACCGGGCAUGCUAGAAAAUACAGCACGGUACAAUACGGUCAAUACAAAACUUCCUCAAAUUUCAGUCAAAAAUAUCAGUGUGUCAAACGAUGGAAAGCUCACGGAGGUAGAAUUUUGGCUUCCGCAGUUGCUACCCAUCAUGGUCAACAACUUUACAUAACUGGUGCGAACGAUUGUUCAGUUUCGAUAUGGGAUGUUACUGGAUGUGACACGGGCACAUAUCCAAAACGCGAGUCACUUCAAGAUGACCAACUUAUCAAAUCGCUGCAAGAUUUUGUGGCUUUCAAGACGAUUUCCGCACGUCCUGAUCAUGCCGAGGAUUGUCGACGAGGUGCUACCUUUUUGAGAACAUUGUUUAAAAAACAUGGAGCUGUUACUGAGAUGUUAACAACUGAAGCUCAUCAUAACCCAAUUGUUUACGCCAAGUUCAAGGGAAAUCCGGAGACUGCUGCAAAGAGGAAGAAGAUCUUGUUUUAUGGACACUAUGAUGUUGUUCCCGCGGAUGACAAGCAGAAGAAAUGGAUUAUCGAUCCUUUCCAAAUGAAGGGGGUAAAUGGGUACCUCUAUGGAAGAGGUGUAAGUGACAAUAAAGGUCCAAUUAUGGCUGCUCUUUAUGGAGUUGUUGAUUUGGUUCACGAGAAGGCUUUAGAUUCUGAUGUUACAUUUUUGAUUGAGGGAGAAGAAGAGAGUGGAUCAAGAGGUUUUAAGGAUGCUGUGAGAAAGUAUAAGGAAUUGAUUGGGGAUAUUGAUUAUAUCAUUCUUGCCAAUAGUUAUUGGCUCGAUGACGAAGUUCCUUGCCUGACAUAUGGUCUCAGAGGUGUUCUUCAUGCUACUGUUAAAGUCAAUAGCAAGCAUCCCGAUGUCCAUAGUGGAGUUGAUGGAAGUUUCAUGAUGGAUGAACCACUUUUUGAUUUGACAGCUAUCCUCGCAAAGCUAAAGGGGCUGCAUAACAGGAUUCAAAUCCCUGGAUUUUAUGAUGAAAUUCUUCCACUCACACCAGCCGAAGAAGCUCGUUACGAUGAUAUUGUAUCGACCCUCCUCCGUCGUAAUCCAGAACUCGGACCGGCCACUACUCUGAAACAAUCUAUUAUGGCUAGAUGGAGAGAACCAAAUCUGACUGUUCAUCGCUAUAAAGUUUCUGGGCCAGAUGGUUCUCUGGUUUCGUCCCACGCGAGCGCAGCUAUCUCCCUCCGUUUGGUUCCCAAUCAGGAAGUCGACGAUGUUAUUAAAUCCUUGACAAAAUUUCUUCAAGAUGCUUUCGCAAAGCUCGAUACACAUAACAAUCUCACGAUUACAAUUGACAACCAAGCAGAUGCUUGGCUCGGUGAUCCCGAAAAUGAGAUUUUUAGGACGUUGGAAGAGGCUAUCAUGGAGGUUUGGGGACCGAUUACGGACCAUACGAGAAGGAGUAGUGUACAAGGUCCCAAAUAUGUUGAGAAGGAGAAGGAAAACUUACCCGCGAGCCCCGUCAGCGCAUCGCCAAGUCUCAAACCCACACCUGCGACAACUACGCGUUUAACUGGUGGAAGCGAUCAUACGAGUUUAGCGGCCGCACCGGUAGAUCUUGCAUCCUUAACGCUAGACGCGGAAGAUGUUUCCAACAGCUGCAACGAGAAAGAAAAUGAAGGGUACGGAGAUGAAGGCGGUAAGGUAGUUAGUAAAAGUAAAGAAGGAAAAGGAUUGGGUGGUGGAAAUGUGAGAGGCAUGGGGAGGAAGCCGCUCUAUAUCAGAGAAGGAGGUUCGAUCCCAAGUAUUCGAUUCUUGGAAAAGGAGUUUGGAGCGCCAGCGGCGCAUUUACCGUGUGGACAAGCGAGUGAUAGUGCGCAUUUAGGUAAGUCUUUUCCUCAACUUGACCAGCUGGCAAGGAUUUGA